Messenger RNA from Diospyros lotus (date-plum), 1147 nucleotides. RefSeq names its product S-norcoclaurine synthase 1-like. Bases 1 to 1119 code for a protein of 372 amino acids. Lineage: Eukaryota; Viridiplantae; Streptophyta; Magnoliopsida; Ericales; Ebenaceae. The transcript is spliced from 5 exons. The record is from RefSeq and is a predicted model, not a curated record.
AUGCAAGGGCAAAAUAGUAUUUUUGGGACUAUAGUACAGGCUGAAAGAGUUAUUCUGCAAGGGAUGGAGAAUGGGAUGGGUGGCUCACUGCCGGUGGAGAACGUGCAACAACUUGCUUCCAAGAAGCUGAAGGACAUUCCGCUCCGGUAUAUCCGACCGGAGCUCCACUCCGACGAAGUCUCCACCGACGAGUCUCUGCAGAUUCCGGCGGUCGACUUCGGCAAGCUUGAUCUCGGAACCGAUCAUGAAUCAGCAAAGCUUCAUGGCGCCUGCAAAGAUUGGGGAUUCUUCCAGUUGAUCAAUCACGGGAUAUCGGAAGCAAUCGAGGAGAUGAAAGCGGUGACGGAGGAGUUCUUCAAGCUGCCGCUGGAGGAGAAGAUGGAAUACGCGCAGCUAACGAACAGCAUUGAAGGAUACGGACAGGCCUUCGUGGUGUCUGAAGAUCAGAAGCUCGACUGGGGCGACAUGCUCUUCCUUAUUGCCCUGCCGCUUGCUCGCCGGAAUAUGAGAUUUUGGCCUGCCAAUCCCACCGCAUUCAGAUCAACGUUGGAUAGGUACUCGUCGGAACUGAAGAGAGUUUCAAUGAGGUUAGUGAAGGCCAUGGCUGAGAACCUUGGGCUGGAGCAGCAGGAUGAUCUCACAAGCUUGUUUGAAGAGUGCGUACAGGGAAUAAGGAUGAACUAUUAUCCGCCAUGCGAGCAUCAUGCAACCAAGGUUUCCGGCCUUUCUCCGCAUUCGGACGCCACCGGAAUCACCCUUCUGGUUCAAGUCAACCAAGUCCCCGGCCUCCAGAUCAAGAAAAAUGGCAAAUGGGUCCCCGUUAAACCCCUCCCCAAUGCAAUAAUCGUCAACAUUGGCGACAUAAUCGAGAUAAUGAGUAAUGGAGAAUACGGUAGCAUUGAGCACAGAGCAAUGGUGAACCCGGAAACGGAGCGGCUCUCCAUUGCCGGGUUUCAUAGCCCGACCAUGGCAGCGAUGAUCGGACCCCUCGCCGGACUGGUGAAGGAGUCGUCAGAGGGAGCCAAGUACAAGACAGUAAGCCAUGAGGAUUAUGUGAAAUUGGUGGUGAGGAGCAAGCUUGAUGGUAAAAGCCUGUUGGAGAAUCUCAGAACCACGUAGUAAUAAAGUUAAUAUAUAUGAAUAUCAU